Messenger RNA from Coccomyxa subellipsoidea C-169, 1893 nucleotides. RefSeq lists its product as hypothetical. NCBI's taxonomy places the organism in Eukaryota, Viridiplantae, Chlorophyta, Trebouxiophyceae, Coccomyxaceae. The transcript is spliced from 15 exons. The coding region runs from base 1 to 1893 and encodes 630 amino acids. The record is from RefSeq and is a predicted model, not a curated record. Gene Ontology annotation, molecular function: protein binding.
AUGCUUCACAGCACCACAGGCCUCCUUGCCUCACCCAACCUUCUCCUGGUCAGCUCAGCAGCAGCAGCAGAAACUCCAUGGACUCCCAGCCAGGUCUCAUGCGACCAGCUGACCCAACAGCAGAAGCAGCAGCAGCAGGAAGGCGAUGACCUGGCAGAACGGGUGGCGGCCUCCAGGGCGCUGUGCGCUGAGCUGGACCGCCAGCGUGCACAGCAUGCCAGCUGGGAGGCCGCCCACCUGGCAGAGCGCCAGAAAAUGCAGGCAGAGGUGCAGCGGGCGGUACUCCAAUUUGCCAGGGAGCACGUAGCUGCAGGCCGCAUUGCCAGGGCAUGGAGGAAAUACAAAGCCAGUCAUCCUCAGAAGCAGAUGCUCCUGAGCAGGAGGAGUCAGCUGACACAGAGACGUGCAUCGACACAAUUGCCCAAUAAGGGGCAGAAAGUGGGCCCACUUGCACCCCUGCACCCCAGGGCUGUCAAGGCGAAUUCAGAUGCCAGGCUGGCGCCCGCUUCUCAGGGCUGCGCAGCUGCCAUGCUGCGGGAAGUCAAGGCGGCAUGCUGCGCACGCGACGAGGAAGCUACCAGAAAACUCAUGGAAGCUGCCGCAGCUGACCCUUUCAGCAGUGCGUCAUUUCAGACAGCCUUCAAUUGGGCUACGAGCCUAGGACUCGACGCAGCAUGCGCAGCGGCAAUGGCUCUCAUAUCGCCGCGGAGAACAGCAGUGUCUGUGCGGCUGGCAAGAGAGGCACUGACCAGCCCAGCAGCCCAGCUGUCAGGGCUGUUUGAGGAAGCGGAGCAGCUGGAGUUGGCUCAGGAGCUGCAGGCAGCUAAACAGAAGCUGCAGCAGAGGCAGCAUGCAGCUGUAGCGGCUCUGCAGGCGGCUGCCAUGCGAACGGACGCUGCCGCCUUUGCAUCUGCCUUGUCAACAGCUUGGCUGUGCAGACUCUGCACGCACAGAAUACCGCCAUAUGUGCUUUACUACUUACUUUCAGGACUGGAGAGCUGCUUGAGCUUGCAAGUGCUGAAUCUCAGCAACAAUGCACUGACCAGCAUCAAGGGUGUGAACAGGCUGACACUGCUCAGGGAGGUAGAUCUUAGUGUGAACAGCAUCAGUAGCCUGGGAGGACUGCAGUGCUGCUCUGCACUGGAGAAACUCAAUUUGGAUGACAACAAGCUCAUAAGUGUGGAAGGCGCCCUGCCAAGUGCAGCCCUUUCCUGGCUGUCACUGGCCAAUAAUUCACUGACAAGCAUUGCAGGCAUCUCUGCCUGCAGCAUGCUGGACUAUCUGUCCGUCCAAGGAAACCAGAUAGCAUCACUGUCAGGGCUGCAAACCUGCACCAGGCUGUGCCACCUGGACGCCGGUCUGAACCAGUUGACGGCGUUCCCAACCACCAGCCUCCCGCUGGAUUCCCUGAGGCACCUUGUCCUAAACGGCAACAGGUAUUUGGAGCAGCGAAGCAAGCUGCUCCCUCAGCUGGAGAAGGAGCACAGCCAUGCGAAGAGGAUGGCGGGCAGGGUGCGGCGGCUGCUAGAGCGGGGAGAGGCGCUGCGGCAACGGUCCGCAAUCACAAUACAGGCGGCCUGGCGGGCUCACAGCACAAGGCGAGCCGCUCAUCAUGCUCAGCGCGAGCAUGCAGCAGCCCGGCAGCGGUCAGCGGUCGAGGAGCGUGCUGCCCUGAUCAUCCAGGCAGCGGUGCGCGGCUGGUGGGUUGCCGUUGCUGGGGUCAUGGAGGAGUGGAACUUCAAGGACUGGGCCACAGCGGAGGCUUUCUACAGGGCACAGCAGCACCAGACACGAUCCAGGAGAGACCGCCAAAGGAACCACUCUCUAAAGUCGUUUUUGCACGAGAUAGGAGUGUUGGAGAAGCUCGCCGCUGACUGUGUCGUGCAUGUGUGA